Marchantia polymorpha subsp. ruderalis is the source of this 366-nucleotide messenger RNA. Lineage: Eukaryota; Viridiplantae; Streptophyta; Marchantiopsida; Marchantiales; Marchantiaceae. The record is from the annotation of a GenBank genome assembly.
AUGUCCGAAAGUAAACGCUCGAGUGAAGCCGACCGCGGUGGCGUCGCCCGCAAGGUCGACGCAGUCGGCGACAACGCAGUUCGACCCGGAGUCCCGGCGACCACGAGGCUGCGAUCGCCCCCCGUGUCCUGGAAGGUUUCGCUCCUCGCCCCGAGGCCCCCCCGCGGUCCCGUCGGCCGAUCUCUCUUAACCCGAGGUCGGUCAGGUCGAGCCUCGAUGAGAGCGAGAGAGAGCGAGAGAGAUGCGCAGGAGGAGGGACAGAAUGUCACCGAGGAGCGGAUUCAGGAGUUCCGCAGGAGGACAGAGUUCCAGGCCCGAGUCAGGACGCGGGAGGGGGAUGGAAGUCGGAAGGAGGAGGAGAAGUGA